This is a messenger RNA of Alternaria metachromatica, 585 nucleotides long. RefSeq lists its product as uncharacterized. The record is from RefSeq and is a predicted model, not a curated record. The transcript is spliced from 2 exons. Lineage: Eukaryota; Fungi; Ascomycota; Dothideomycetes; Pleosporales; Pleosporaceae. The coding region runs from base 1 to 585 and encodes 194 amino acids.
AUGGGCACCAACUCUUUCAAGCUUCCUCACAAUCAAGCCACUAUCAUCAAAUCUUCUAUCAACUUCCAACCUGAUCUCGAGACCUACAUCGCCAAGAUGCAUCUCCCAACUCUCAUCGGCUCUCUCGCCCUGAUAGCCAACACCGCUUUCGCGGCCGACAUCGUCAUCAACAACAAGUGCCACUACUCUGUUUGGGUCUCAACCGUUCAGAAGGAUGCAACUCCGCUGAAGGAGAUUCAGCCCGGCGACACAUCCACCGAGGCACAGAAACCUGCUGUCGACAACGUUGGCGUCAGCGUCCAGGUCAUCAAGCAGGACGCCUUUUCGAAGGAGCCAAUCUUGAACCUACAGUACUCUUUGAAUGGAGAAGAUCUGUGGUACAGCAUGAGCAACACACCGAGCAACGACCCGAACGCUUUAGCCUUCAAAGACGAGAAGCUUCGCAUCCACAACACCGACGGUCUGCCUUUUACGGAGAUUGUUUGGGUCGGCAAUCACAGGCCCGAGGGCACUGAAUACUAUCACGGCGACGCAACCCUGACGCUUGAGCUGUGCGACGACUUCGCAAGACGCUUCAGAGCUUAA